This is a messenger RNA of Bursaphelenchus xylophilus (pine wood nematode), 767 nucleotides long. The record is from the annotation of a GenBank genome assembly. Lineage: Eukaryota; Metazoa; Nematoda; Chromadorea; Rhabditida; Aphelenchoididae.
AUGCUGAAAGGUGUUCGUUUGGUUUCCUUGGAUGUGACCAACACUCUAAUUGGGCUUCGGGAAUCCCCUGGCCAAACAUAUCAGCGGAUUGGUGCCAAACAUGAAUUAAAAUUAGACGCCGACUUGAUUCAAGAACGAUUUCCAGCUGCUUUCAAACGUUUAGAACUCCAAAAGCCGGCGUUUGAUUAUGCGGGAAGUGGUAGUGUUCGUUGGUGGCGAGAUUUAUUGGAUGAAGUUUGUGUGGAAGACAAGGACAAUGUGAAUUUUGGGCGGUUUUACGUGGAUUUGUACAGACAUUAUUACAUAGAUGCCGCAGCAUGGAGAAUUCUCGAUGAAAAGGUUGGUUGUUACGCAUUUUCUUUGAUUUUUAGGUUUAACACUCGUCCCACCUUACACUAGGUCUUUUCCAGAUCUUCAGUUAUUUUGAUCGCUUCCAUUCCCUCGGCCUCAAGGUUGGAGUAAUUUCGAAUUUCGAUAUGAGGCUUCGAACUAUUCUUAGACACCUCAAGCUGCUUGAUCGAGUCGAUUAUCUCGUUUUGAGUGGAGAAGUUGGAGUUCAGAAGCCGGAUGGGAAGAUAUUGGAGAUUCUACAGGAGAAAUCUGGGAUCCAAAGGAAGGACGAGAUAGUUCACAUCGGAGACAAUGUUGAAAAGGAUUACAAAGCUGCUUUGGAUUAUGGAAUAAGGGCGAUUUUAUAUGAUCCAAAGAAGAAAUUUGAGGAUUGGAAGGAAAUUCAGAGAAUUUCAAGCUUCGAGGAGAUGUUUUGA